UUUCUGUUUCUUCUCUCUUCCGUUCUUCGUUGCUGGACUGUGUGCUUGGCGUGAGAUAGGGUUUUGAACGAGUCGCAAAAGCCUUCUUCGCCUCCUUCGACGACGUUCCUUCCUGUCGAAUCUGAAGUCGCGAAAGUUUUCCGUUCUUCCUGUUGUACCGACGGGAGCUCGCUCGCUGUGAAGGCAACUAUCGUGCUCCCUUUCGCGCGUUUCUUCAGCCAAAUCCCGUAAAUCCGCCGAACUCCAGGAUUUAGUAAAUCUGGGAUUUACGGAAAAAAGAGGGAAACGGAGGAUCUAAUUCGCUGUGAGAUUUGACGGUUCCCUAAAUCCUUUUUGGCAGGAUAUAGCAUAAAUUCUGCUCAAAUCCUGCAUAAAUCCUGCAUCCAAACAGCCCCUAAGCGAGGAAGUAGCAUUAGCUCGCUGGCGAAGGCAAGUUAACCGAAACCUCGUUUUUCUACCCUUUCAUGAGGAAGUUGUGACUGAAGCUCGCUUAGAAGGCAAAACCCGUGCGUUUUUGCACGGCAAAACCUGCGUAAACCGGCUACCAAUCUGCCGCAUAGAGUAUAUUAUGGUGCAGUUUAAGAAUAGAUAUUUGGUGAUUGAGGUUUUAAUAAAUGGUGGCAAGGAUUCUUCUGGGAAUGAUCCGAUUAUUAUUACAGAGUAUAAUUUGUUGAAAGCGAUCAAAGAUAGCAUUCUGUUGAACUUUGGGGAAUGCGGCCUUGCUCUGUCGCUCGGAUCGUUGCAAGUCAAAUACGUCAACCCUUCCACAAAGCUGUGUAUUAUGAGAACCUCUCGUGAUGAUUAUCAGAAGAUAUGGUCUGCAAUGACAAUGGUGAAAAGUAUAGGGAAGUGUCCAGUAACUUUCAAUUUACUAGCUUUGAGUGGUACCAUGAAAGCUUGUAAGAGUGCUGCCUUAAAGUGCGAAGAGGCAAAAUUUGAACAAUACAAGCUUGAAGCUCAGAAUCAUCUCACGCCAGAGAGAUUAUCACAGAUUAGAGGCUAUAUAGAAAAAAUAAAAACUUUAGAGAAUUAAAUGAUGGCUGAGUUCAUUUUAGGUAAAAUAGCUUGUUUGCUUCUUUAGCCUGUCACUUUUUUUUUUUCUCGUAGAAAAAGGAUUCAUGUAGUCGACUUCAAAUAGUAGAGUAAAGGCUCGAUGUUGUUGUGUAAUCUCUUUUCUUUUUCCAUUUCUUUGAUGAUUUUGUGUGUUAUUUCUAAUGGAGCAGUUGCGCUCAUUUCUUUUGCUAAUGAAAAAUGUUCGCUUUAAUGU
Dendrobium catenatum is the source of this 1267-nucleotide messenger RNA. RefSeq names its product probable ribonuclease P/MRP protein subunit POP5. The transcript is spliced from 3 exons. The coding region runs from base 569 to 1033 and encodes 154 amino acids. The record is from RefSeq and is a predicted model, not a curated record. NCBI's taxonomy places the organism in Eukaryota, Viridiplantae, Streptophyta, Magnoliopsida, Asparagales, Orchidaceae. Gene Ontology annotation, biological process: tRNA 5'-leader removal. Gene Ontology annotation, molecular function: ribonuclease P RNA binding. Gene Ontology annotation, cellular component: ribonuclease P complex.